GGACAGUUGGCCAACCAGAUAACCGGAAAAGAGAAAGCCAACCAAAUUGAAAAUAUAAAAAGCUCCACCAUUCCCUCCCUUUGCUUAUCCUUCCAUUCAUCUUCUUCUUCAAUUCCUCCCUGCAACUACCACUCAUGGAUCCUUACAAGAACCGGCCAUCAAGUGCCUUCAACUCCCCUUUCUUCACCACCAAUUCCGGGGCCCCGGUGUGGAACAACAACAAUUCCCUAACCGUUGGGUCUAGAGGUCCGAUACUGCUGGAAGACUACCAUUUGGUGGAGAAGCUUUCGAAUUUCGACAGGGAACGCAUCCCGGAGCGUGUGGUGCACGCACGGGGAGCUAGCGCCAAAGGCUUCUUUGAAGUGACCCAUGACAUAACUCACCUUACCUGCGCCGACUUCCUACGCGCCCCCGGCGUCCAGACGCCCAUCAUCCUCCGCUUCUCCACCGUCAUUCAUGAGAGGGGCAGCCCUGAAACCCUCAGAGACCCUCGUGGUUUUGCUGUCAAAUUCUACACUAGAGAGGGAAACUUUGACAUGGUGGGAAACAAUUUUCCGGUGUUCUUCAUCCGCGACGGGAUGAAGUUCCCGGACAUGGUUCACGCGCUGAAGCCCAACCCCAAAUCCCACAUCCAAGAAAACUGGAGAAUCCUGGACUUCUUCUCCCACCACCCAGAAAGCCUCCACAUGUUCACUUUCCUGUUCGACGACAUCGGCAUUCCUCAGGACUACCGCCACAUGGACGGCUCCGGCGUCAACACCUACACUCUCAUCAACAAGGCCGGCAAGUCCCACUACGUCAAGUUCCACUGGAAACCCACCUGCGGCGUCAAGUCCUUGCUCGAAGACGAAGCCAUCAAGGUGGGCGGCGCGAACCACAGCCACGCCACACAGGAUCUGUACGACUCCAUCGCCGCUGGGAACUACCCGGAGUGGAAGCUUUUCAUUCAGACCAUCGACCCUGACAUCGAAGACAGCUUCGAUUUCGACCCGCUUGACGUGACGAAGACGUGGCCGGAGGAUCUGGUGCCGAUGCAGCCGGUGGGUCGCCUGGUUUUGAACAAGAACAUCGACAAUUUCUUCAACGAGAACGAGCAGCUGGCGUUUUGCCCGUCGAUUGUGGUGCCCGGAAUCUAUUAUUCCGACGAUAAGCUGCUGCAGACCCGGAUUUUCUCCUACUCUGAUACUCAGAGGUACCGGCUCGGUCCCAACUAUCUGCAGCUGCCGGCGAAUGCUCCCAAGUGUUCCAUGCACAACAAUCACUAUGAUGGGUCCAUGAAUUUCAUGCACAGAGACGAAGAGAUUGAUUACUUCCCUUCGAGGUAUGAUCCUGUGAGGCACGCUGAGAGGUACCCAAUUCCUGCUGCAGUCUGCACUGGCAAACGUGAGAAGCGUGUGAUUGAGAAGGAGAACAAUUUCAAGCAACCUGGGGAGAGAUACCGUUCAUUCUCACCAGACAGGCAGGAGAGGUUUAUCUGCCGCUGGGUUGAUGCCUUGUCUGAUCCAAGAAUUACCUAUGAGAUUCGCAGUAUUUGGAUCUCAUACUGGUCUCAGGCUGAUAAAUCCUUGGGACAGAAGAUUGCUUCCAGGCUGAACAUGAGGCCAAACAUGUGAAGCUGUUGAAGGGGUUGAUCUCUUCUGAUUCUUGAUUUUAGCUGCUAGCUUGUCUGUCUGUAAUCCAGGCCGUCCAUCACAUUACAAGGACACAUACAUAUAUUUUUGGGUUUUCUUUUUUGCUUGAAUACAAUGUCCGAUGAUGAUAUGAUGUUGAGUUUUGUGUAAUAAGAGUGUUGAAUUGUAAUAUGGAAGUCCCCACUGCAAACAUAUAUACACCUUUCUUCUGCAGUUUUUCUUUCAAUAUUUCUCCAAGAAAGAAGUUUGUUACAA
Molecule: messenger RNA, 1886 nt
Organism: Ipomoea triloba (trilobed morning glory)
Lineage: Eukaryota; Viridiplantae; Streptophyta; Magnoliopsida; Solanales; Convolvulaceae
Product: catalase isozyme 1
Exons: 9
Coding region: 135-1613 (492 amino acids)
Biological process (GO): hydrogen peroxide catabolic process; response to hydrogen peroxide
Cellular component (GO): cytoplasm
Molecular function (GO): catalase activity; heme binding
Source: RefSeq, a predicted model, not a curated record